AAAAUCGAUUCCCCGCUGCCGGAGAAUUAACAGGAUGUUGUCCAACGAAUCCCUGCACCCUCCAGCCUUCAGCCGCUCCAAUUCGCAGGCCUCUGUGGACAGCGCGGCCAUGGGGGACUUCUGGCGAGAGAUAGAAAGCAUCCGUGACAGUAGCGCUGGGGGUAGGGAGUAUUCACCUACGCCUGCCCGCGCCCUAACUCUCACUGUCCACACUGUUGCAGAAGGAGAGCUGGAAGCCGAAUGGCUUCAGGACGUGGGGCUGUCAACUCUGAUCUCUGGGGAGGAAGAGGAAGACGGCAAAGCCCUGCUCUCCACGUUGACGCGAACCCAGGCGGCCGCAGUGAAGAAGAGGUAUAACACCUACACCCAGACUCUUCGGAAAAAGAGCAAGCAGCCCAUCAGGGACGUCAGGGACGUCUUUGGGGUUGGAGAGGCUCCGCCGGAUGCUUCUUGUGACAACCACACCACGCAGGUGGAUGGUCCCCAGGAAGAAAAGCAGCUGCCGGAAGUCAUCAAAACGAGUGACCCAGUGCCUCAAGGUGCAUCCCCAGACAGCCCCGCUCUGUGCAAUGGGUCCCGGGAGCAGGAGGGGAGCUUCGCAGACCCUGGGAGCAGCCCAGCGUCGAUCCUGGAGGCCAUCCCGGAUGUUCCCGUCCACACCAACGGAUCCGCAGAGCCGAGCCAGGAGGUCCCGGGUACGCUGAGUGACGAUGACUAUCUGGAAAAGAACAUUCCAGCAGAGGCUGAGGAGCUGUCCUUUGAAGUAUCGUACUCAGAACUGGUGACAGAGGCUCCAAAAAGAAAUAAAUGGAAGAAAUCAGAGAUUAAGAAAGAAGACUAUGCUUUAACUAAAUUCAUUGUUCAGAAGACCAGAUUUGGGCUCACUGAAGCAGGAGACCUGUCAGCAGAAGACAUGAAGAAGAUCCGCCAUCUCUCUCUGAUUGAGUUGACUGCCUUUUUUGAUGCCUUUGGAAUUCAACUGAAAAGAAACAAAACAGAGAAAGUAAAAGGACGAGACAAUGGGAUCUUUGGAAUUCCGCUUACCGUGCUCCUGGACAAUGACCACAAGAAAGACCCUGCGGUGAAAGUUCCCCUUGUAUUACAGAAAUUCUUUGAGAAAGUUGAGGAGUCAGGUCUGGAAUCCGAAGGAAUCUUUCGACUCUCGGGAUGUACUGCCAAAGUCAAGCAAUACCGUGAAGAGCUGGACACCAAGUUCAAUGCUGAUAAAUUUAAAUGGGACAAAAUGUGCCACCGAGAAGCCGCAGUGAUGCUGAAAGCGUUUUUCCGAGAGCUGCCCACCUCUCUCUUCCCCGUGGAAUACAUACCUGCCUUCGUCGCGCUGAUGGAAAGAGGGUCCCUCAUCAGAGUGCAGCUUCAGGCCUUGCACCUCAUGGUCAUGGCGCUGCCGGACGCCAACAGGGACACGGCCCAGGCCCUCAUGACCUUCUUCAAUAAAGUGAUUGCCAACGAAUCCAAAAACCGCAUGAGCGUGUGGAACAUCUCCACAGUGAUGGCGCCCAACCUCUUCUUCAGCAGAGCCAAGCACUCCGACUGUGAGGAGCUGCUGCUGGCCAACACCGCAGCCCACAUCCUGCGCCUGAUGCUGAAGUACCAAAAGAUCCUGUGGAAGGUUCCUUCUUUCCUCAUCACCCAAGUCCGCAGGAUGAACGAGGCCACGAUGUUGUUGAAGAAGCAGCUCCCAAGUGUGAAGAAACUGCUCAGAAGGAAGACCAUGGAGCGGGAGGUUUCAAGCCCAAAGGCCUCAAAGGUACUACAAAAAUCACCUUCAGCCAGAAGAAUGUCUGAUGUGCCGGAAGGAGUCAUAAGGGUCCAUGCCCCGCUUUUCUCCAAGGUGUCCAUGGCCAUUCAACUGACCAGUCACACCACAGCCAAAGACAUACUGGCCAAGUUCCAGUUUGAGAACAGUCGUGGCUCAUCAGAAUGUAUUCAGAUUCAGAACCAAAGGUUAUAUGAAAUUGGAGGAAAUAUAGGACAGCAUUGCUUGGAUCCAGAUGCUUAUGUGCUGGAUGUAUAUCGCGUAAAUCCGCAUGCAGAAUGGGUGAUUAAGCCACAACCAAGUCCUUGAAACGUCCCCAGGUGGCCUUUACCACACAUUGGACUCCAAGAAGACGCUACUGGAGGAGGGGCAAGUGGGACUGCCUGGACGUGCCUGUCCCAUGGCCCUUGGGAGACCACUUGUCCCAAGGGGCGGCAUCUCCAGCCUUGGCCGUGUGAACUAUGGAAAGGAGAGGGUCUCCACUGCCGUUGAAUGCUCCUCACACCUCCUUGACAAAGGGAAGGAGGCGGAUCCUCCUGGAAGUGAGGCUCCGUCCCUGCUCCAGUUCUGAUCCUGCUGCCAUGUGAACAUGACCUUGGACCUGGGGACAAGCAGCUCUUCGUUUUGUAGCCAGUGCCACCAACAAGUGGAAGAGAAUCUUUUUUUAUACUUAUGUUAUAUACAUUUAUUGGCCUUUUUUUUUUAAGCAAGAAUGCCAGAAACAGCCUUAAUUUCUGCCCUACAAAACACUCCACAUCCAAAGAAAAUGAGUUUCUAAAGUGAAACAGGCACUGUUGAUGCUCUGGCUGGCUCCUGGGUUGGAAGGGACUCUGUCUGAAGAAAACUGUUGUUAUAAAUGCUGUGCUGCGUGGUGACUGCCAUGGUUGUGCAGUGAGCGCUCGGUCACUGAGUGUCGAGACGGUAUUUUGUCGCUUACUGUCAUCUGAGCACGGUGCCCCUCAGCCAUCCAACCCUUCCGGACCCUUCCCCAGGGUUGGCAGUCAGAGUCUGUUUUCCCUUCAAGGUCGUGAUGUGAUGCUCAGCGAAUGUCCUUCCCGUGACGCACCCAGAUUUCCCUCUCUGAUUACACACAGUUUUUGUUUCUCCUUUACAUUUCACGAGUGUAGGCAGUGAUUUCUUUCUGCCACCCCAACUGCAAACUUCAAAACAGCUUCGAUCCAAGUGUGCUGAAAAGUGCCCUUCGCUCCAGCUUUUGCAGGCCGCACACACAGAUUUGGCCUUUGUUCGGUCACUGUAGACAUGGCCGUGGAGGUGGAGCUGAAGCGGCCUCUCCAUCGGGUUUCUGCAAUUGGCCACAACACAGGCCUCAGGCCUCUGGCUUGGCAAAUCCAGGACACGCUGAGGGUGGUCCGCUCUGCUUCCCUCUUGGGCUCACAGAUACUGUCCGUCUAGGACCAGCCCGACUGGGGACAGAGUUUUCAUUCCCCAAAGUGUACCCGUCAGGGUGGAAUCCAGACUGAGAUUUUGAUGGGUUUAGAUCAGCGGUAAUAAGAGGUACAGCCCACGUGACUCUCAUUUGCAGUUCAACACACAAACACAGAGAACAUUUUAUUUCACGAAGUGUCGAUAUCAUACGAUGAUACCUUUAAGCGCUUUUAUAGAAGAAAUCCCAUAUGUGCUACCUUAUGCCUUGAUGUCUACACGCAGCAUUAUGUAUGUUCCCCAUGCAGGUAAUUGUGCUUCUAGCCUUUGGGAUUUUGUUUCACUUUUAGAAGAAACACAAAGAUGCAUUCAUUUAACUUGUGUAUUUGAGAAUCUAUUUCCUUUGUCAGAUAACCAGUUAGAAAAGAAACAUGCAUUCUAUAGGUCUAUAUUUCCGCCUGGAUUUCAUCUGCUUUCAGUAUAUGCUAAUUUGAUGUCAUGUGAGUUUACAUAAUGGACUUCUAGAGUAUGAACAAAAAAAGUACUGCUUUUGCAACAGAAUAAACAUUUUCCUUCAUGGGGUUGCCAAGUCCCAAGAAUUACAUGGCAGAAGUCUACACCCGUGUGUGGAACACAGUUUUCAAAUAGCUGUGUUGCCCUUCAGCCUACAACUGAAUCUGGUAUUUCUCACUGUACCUCAUUAGAAGGGUUGAAAUUCUGUUGUGAUUUUAUAUGAAAUUCACAGAUAGAUUCACUCAUUACUUUUUAUUUCAUAGUUUUCCUUUCUUCUGACUGACAACACACUAGAACCUAUACAUAAAAAGCUCCAGGUUUUCUCCUGGUCCCCAGUCUUAUUUAAAUAGGGACCCCAGCGGUGGCAGGUACAAUGCAGGAGGUCUCAAGUCCUUACCCCUUUUGUGUGGUUUUGGGUAGACAAGACUGACUUGAACCAUUUUUCUGUAUUAAUCAUUUCCAUUCAGUCCUGGCCACAACACAGCUCUCAGACAGCUGUACCACACAGAGAGUACCACACGGAGAGCCGUGUCCACAUCAAAGCCACCAGAUGGAACGUUUAUUCCUGAUCAUAAGGUUAACCGAUUAAAGAAAAACAUUUGCAGACACACCAAAACUAACACUUAUGUGGUUAAAGUUCUUUUGCCUGGUUUUAUUCUUGCAGAAUAAACAAACCACUACAACGAACCCUAAAUUGCCUGCCACCUAAAGAUUUAAAGGAUUGAAAAACAGCAAAGAGUUGUUGUUGUUUUUUUUAACUUCUGUAAGCAGUCUAUAAAAGCGAAUGGUAUAUUUGCAAACAAGAGGAAGGUCGGAUACCCAGCUCAUGAAUAUUAUCUUUUUUUUGUUGUUGUUGUUGAGACAGGGUCUCCCUACGUAGUUCAGGCUGGCCUU
Molecule: messenger RNA, 4567 nt
Organism: Fukomys damarensis (Damara mole-rat)
Lineage: Eukaryota; Metazoa; Chordata; Mammalia; Rodentia; Bathyergidae
Gene: Arhgap28
Product: Rho GTPase activating protein 28
Exons: 18
Coding region: 35-2086 (683 amino acids)
Biological process (GO): signal transduction; negative regulation of stress fiber assembly; regulation of actin filament polymerization
Cellular component (GO): cytoplasm
Molecular function (GO): GTPase activator activity
Source: RefSeq, a predicted model, not a curated record